GCUGGCAGAUUUAGAAAUGAUUAAUAAUAUUUCUACUUUUGUGAGGCGGGGUCCUCAAGUCACAGCAUUCCCAACUCGUUUGGUGAGCUGUCCUGAGCAGCUGCUGAAGUUUACAGAAGCACAACUUUCAUCGGUUGUUGAUAACGUUGUGGAAGUGUAGUAGCAUGUGGUGGAGUAUGGAGGUGUUGAGAGUGUGUGUGGCGUGUUUGUCGUUGUGUGUGUCUGCGAUCAGCGCUUUCUCUCAGUCUCUGGACAGUGACUUCACCUUCACUCUACCCGCGGGACGCAAAGAGUGCUUCUUCCAGACUAUGAAGAAAGACGCUUCACUGGAGAUCGAGUACCAGGUUCUGGAUGGAGCGAGUCUAGAUGUGGACUUCUACUUACAGUCGCCCAGCGGUCACGUUAUAGCCACUGACUACAGAAAAUCUGAUGGAGUUCAUGCAGUGGAAACAGAAGAGGGAGACUACAUGUUCUGUUUUGAUAAUACAUUCAGUGCGGUUUCUGAGAAAGUCAUCUUCUUUGAGUUGAUUUUGGACAAUAUGGGGGACGGCGAGGAAUCGGAGGACUGGAAAGCAUACGUGCAGGGAGCAGACCUUCUGGACAUGAAGCUGGAGGAUAUCAUGUUGGAGAAGUGA
This is a messenger RNA of Sinocyclocheilus anshuiensis, 635 nucleotides long. Its product is annotated as transmembrane emp24 domain-containing protein 5-like. The transcript is spliced from 4 exons. The coding region runs from base 165 to 635 and encodes 156 amino acids. NCBI's taxonomy places the organism in Eukaryota, Metazoa, Chordata, Actinopteri, Cypriniformes, Cyprinidae. The record is from RefSeq and is a predicted model, not a curated record.